This is a messenger RNA of Gilbertella persicaria, 1462 nucleotides long. Its product is annotated as tRNA-dihydrouridine synthase. Lineage: Eukaryota; Fungi; Mucoromycota; Mucoromycetes; Mucorales; Choanephoraceae. Gene Ontology annotation, biological process: tRNA processing. Bases 20 to 1048 code for a protein of 342 amino acids. The record is from RefSeq and is a predicted model, not a curated record. Gene Ontology annotation, molecular function: tRNA dihydrouridine synthase activity; flavin adenine dinucleotide binding. The transcript is spliced from 3 exons.
CUCUCUCUCUCUUUCAAUUAUGAGACCUAUUCUAUCCAAACCCAAAGGAUAUGAGUUUUAUACUAAAAUACUUGGUUCACCUAAAUACAUUGUAGGACCCAUGGUUGAGCAAAGUGAAUUAGCUUGGCGUAUGCUUUGUAGAAGAUACAAUGCUCAUUUGUGCUACACACCCAUGUUCCAUGCCAAACUCUUUAGUGACCCUAUAGGAGGACCCAAGUAUCGUCUUGAUCAAUGGUCCAUUCAUCCUGAAGACCGGCCUCUGAUUGUCCAAUUUUGUGCCAAUGACCCUGAUAUUUUGACAAGAGCAGCCAAAAUGGUAGAACAUGACUGUGAAGCUGUGGAUCUUAAUUUAGGCUGUCCACAGCACAUUGCCAAAAAGGGACGCUAUGGCUCCUUUUUGCAGGAUGACUGGGAAUUGAUCUACAAAUUAAUUUCUACGCUGGACAGAGAACUCAUGGUGCCUGUGACAGCCAAGAUCAGAGUAUUUGAAAGUGUAUCCAAGACAGUGGAUUAUGCUCAUAUGUUGGUAGAAGCCGGCGCUCAAUUGAUCACUGUGCACGGCAGACGACGAGAACAAAAAGGGCAUCAUACCGGCCUCGCUGAUUGGACCAAAAUCAAAGCUGUAAAAGAUGCAGUCAAUAUACCUGUGAUAGCCAAUGGCAAUAUUCUAUAUCACGAUGAUCUGCAGACAUGUUUUGAGCAGACAGGCGUGGAUGGGGUGAUGAGUGCCGAAGGCGUGUUAUACAAUCCUACAUUAUUUCAGCCAGGACAAAUCAUGCCACCUAAAGCGUAUGACGUUGCGCUUGAAUAUCUUGAAAUCUGUAAGCAACUGGACCCAAUAACAAGACCACCCGUUAUCAAAAGCCAUCUAUUUAAACUGUUCCAUCAAGCCUUUCGCGUGCAUACAGAUCUUCGUUCUCAACUAGGCACAUCUAAUACAUUGGAGGCCAUGGAACACAUUACGUUGACAUUACGCGAACGACUCUUAAAAGAAGAUGUCGCAAUAAGUUUAUGCCAGCCAUACAUUCGACCUAACCUUCCACGGUAACACAGAAGGUAUGAGCGACAAUAGAUUAUCGCCAUUUUUAUUCAUCAUGCGUAGUGCAUGCGACUCUCCCUUUUUUCUUUCUCUCUUAUUAAGAUCAUGAUCCGAUUUAUUUACAAACAACUUGGCUGCAACCUUGUUCGUUUCCAUAAAAGUCAAAAAAUCAAGCCUGCACGGCCUCAUUCAAGUCCUUGUAAGACUUUCCAUAUCAGAUCUUACUCGAUGAUCAUGACAACUCAAACCAUGUGAACGGUCCGGAUAUUGUUAAAGGAGGGGGGGGUGCAUCACUUUACAGGAGCUUAUUUUAGAAGAAAAGGAGACUCGGGGUAAAAAGGGCGUAAUGGGGGGUGCUUAAUAUACGAAUAUAUAAAGUUUGGCAUUUUCGUUUUGUUUUUUGUUUUUCUCUCUUCUUUGUUA